CACUGCAGUAUUUACAAGUGAAGUAUUUUAUGUUAAAGUUUCCAAAGUGUUUUAACGAAUAUUUUGUCUAAAAACGCAUUAUAGGUGACUGUGAUAGUUAGUAAUUAUAUAGCGUGGAAAUAAAAUGUGGAAGUUAUUCGUGCUACCAGUAUACGGUUUCUUGACAGCUCAAGCAAAACAGAUGCCUUGUUACGCCUGCCUAAACUCUGUCUGUUACAGUCCGUAUGACAGAAUAUUCACAGACCAAAAGCUAUCUGGACAGCUAGCAGUGGAUAGGAACGCAAAUAUCAUCUACUACCACUAUAAAGAUAACGGAAAAGAUUUCACCAAAGCAUUCGAUCUUACUAAAGCUAACUCAACUUUUCUCCCUUUAAACUUCACCUUCGCACACGCGGUAGACCAAACUACAAGAGAUUUAUAUUUAUCCGGAGAAAAGGGUAUAUUUAAAUAUAACCCUAAAGAAAAUACAGCAGAAUUAUACGCAGUCAAGGAUAAAACAAUAUGGCAUAUGCAUUUCGAAGACAGUUUGUAUUACACCGAGUUCAGGCAUAAAGGACUUUUUACUAUAAACAACAAGAAGCCAAAAGAAAUACCGGAGCUAAACGAAUAUCACAUCGACGAUUUCAUAGUUGAUAAAUACGGGGAUAUUUAUUUUAUGAGCGAUUCCGCACUCUUCGUAUUCAGAAAUGGGAGUAAGAAACCUGAGCUGUUUAAAGACGAAAUUUAUUUUUUGACAACGGACAAAAAUGGCGAAGCUUAUUUCGUUCAGCCAUACACAAGGGGAAUAUAUAAAAUUGAUUAUAGGAAUGCAAGAAUGACUGAAGUAGGAGCGUUUAAAAGAGGUUUGGCAUUCAAAGUCGUCUUCGAUGGUGAUAAUCACAUAGUUUUCUACGAGUCAACAAAUAAAAUAUUGUACUAUCUGUCACCAGUAUUGAGUAAAUGUACGGUUACGACUCGAGGUGUUGGCAAGAACCGUCGGAAGGUUGUUGUGAGGAAAUCAAAUAGAGACAAUCCUAGAAUCCAUCGCGGAAGAUUGGAAUUUAAAUCGAGUCAAAUUUUAUGAUAAAAACAUUUUUUAUAACAAAAAUAGGAACAG
Messenger RNA from Pararge aegeria (speckled wood butterfly), 1096 nucleotides. RefSeq lists its product as uncharacterized. The record is from RefSeq and is a predicted model, not a curated record. The transcript is spliced from 2 exons. The coding region runs from base 125 to 1063 and encodes 312 amino acids. Gene Ontology annotation, molecular function: protein binding. Lineage: Eukaryota; Metazoa; Arthropoda; Insecta; Lepidoptera; Nymphalidae.